Panthera uncia (snow leopard) is the source of this 1702-nucleotide messenger RNA. RefSeq names its product zinc finger and BTB domain-containing protein 7A. Gene Ontology annotation, molecular function: DNA-binding transcription factor activity, RNA polymerase II-specific; RNA polymerase II cis-regulatory region sequence-specific DNA binding; protein binding. Lineage: Eukaryota; Metazoa; Chordata; Mammalia; Carnivora; Felidae. The coding region runs from base 427 to 1686 and encodes 419 amino acids. The record is from RefSeq and is a predicted model, not a curated record. Gene Ontology annotation, biological process: regulation of transcription by RNA polymerase II. The transcript is spliced from 2 exons.
CGCGGGCCGGCCCCCUCCCCGCCCCGGGGCCCCUCCCCGCCUGGUUGUGUAACCGUCCCCAGCCCCCCUCCCCUCGGCCCCCCGCCCCGGUAGGGGGGGGGGUCACCCACCCGGCGCUCCCCGGGGAGGGCGGCGGCCCCAGCGGCCGCGCGGCGCAAGCGAGCCCGGGGAUGCGCGGCCUAGUGCAGGCCGGGCCCGGGCGUGGGGGAGGCGGGCGGGCGGACCCAGAUCCGGGGUAAUUUGCAUCGCCCUCCCCCCAGCCCGGGUGGGGAUUGGCCGCCGGCGGCGGGGGGUGGCGCGGGGCCAGGCUCACUGCCGCCUCCCGGCCCCUCGGAGGGAGCCAGCCCAGCCGCAGCCGCCGCCACCGCCGCCGCCGGGGCCGGGCCCCCUCGCCGCUGCCCCGGGAAGGAGGUCUCGGCGCGGAAGAUGGCCGGCGGUGUGGACGGCCCCAUCGGGAUCCCGUUCCCUGACCACAGCAGCGACAUCCUGAGCGGACUCAACGAGCAGCGGACGCAGGGCCUGCUGUGCGACGUGGUGAUCCUGGUGGAGGGCCGGGAGUUCCCCACGCACCGCUCGGUGCUGGCGGCCUGCAGCCAGUACUUCAAGAAGCUGUUCACGUCGGGCGCCGUGGUGGACCAGCAGAACGUGUACGAGAUCGACUUCGUCAGCGCCGAGGCCCUCACGGCCCUCAUGGACUUCGCCUACACGGCCACGCUCACCGUCAGCACGGCCAACGUGGGCGACAUCCUCAGCGCCGCCCGCCUGCUGGAGAUCCCCGCCGUGAGCCACGUGUGCGCCGACCUCCUCGACCGGCAGAUCCUGGCGGCCGACGCGGGCGCCGACGCCGGGCAGCUGGACCUCGUGGAUCAGACCGACCAGCGGAACCUCCUCCGGGCCAAGGAGUACCUCGAGUUCUUCCAGAGCAACCCCAUGAACAGCCUGCCCCCCACCUCUGCCUUCCCCUGGUCUGCUUUCGGCACGUCCGACGAGGACUUGGACGCCACCAAGGAGGCCGUGGCCGCGGCCGUGGCCGCCGUGGCCGCCGGCGACUGCAACGGCUUGGACUUCUACGGGCCGGGGCCGCCGGCCGAGCGGCCCUCGGCCGGGGACGCGGACGAGGGCGACAGCAACCCGGGCCUGUGGCCGGAGCGGGACGAGGACGCCCCUGCCGGGGGCCUCUUCCCGCCGCCCGUGGCCCCGCCGGCCACCGCCACGCAGAACGGCCACUACGGCCGGGGUGGGGAGGAGGAAGCGGCCUCGCUGUCGGAGGCGGCCCCCGAGCCGGGCGACUCUCCGGGCUUCCUGUCGGGCGCGGCCGAGGACGGGGACGGGGACGGGCCCGACGCGGAUGGGCUGGCGGCCAGCACGCUGCUGCAGCAGAUGAUGUCAUCGGUGGGCCGGGCGGGGGCGGCGGCGGCGGCGGGGGACAGCGACGACGAGUCGCGGGCGGACGACAAGGGCGUCGUGGACUACUACCUGAAGUACUUCAGCGGCGCCCACGACGGGGAUGUUUACCCGGCCUGGUCGCAGAAGGUGGAAAAGAAGAUCCGGGCCAAGGCCUUCCAGAAGUGCCCCAUCUGCGAGAAGGUCAUCCAGGGCGCCGGCAAGCUGCCGCGGCACAUCCGGACCCACACCGGAGAGAAGCCCUAUGAGUGCAACAUCUGCAAAGUCCGAUUCACCAGGUGAGCCGGUGCGCCGCGGG